Molecule: messenger RNA, 1749 nt
Organism: Carassius carassius (crucian carp)
Lineage: Eukaryota; Metazoa; Chordata; Actinopteri; Cypriniformes; Cyprinidae
Gene: dbndd1
Product: dysbindin domain containing 1
Exons: 4
Coding region: 291-791 (166 amino acids)
Biological process (GO): negative regulation of protein kinase activity
Cellular component (GO): cytoplasm
Source: RefSeq, a predicted model, not a curated record
UCCCUCUAUCCCUCCCUCCCUACUGUUUUGGUGUGUCAUGCAGUGUUGUGCAGUGGCUGACUGCAUUUCUCUCUUGUGGGACCCUUUAUGUGUCACUGUUGUGUGUGCUGCAGUGACAAUGGGAGCUAAUGUGUGACAGUGCAUGUAGGGGUGGGGAAGAGAGAGAGAGAGAGAGAGAGAGAAAGUGGGUAGCUAGAAAGAGAUAGAGAGUGCACACGAGGCAAGAGGCGCUCCCUCUAAACCCGGCUGCGACGCCAAACAGCAUUGCACCGGCUGCUACAAUAGUCUUAAUGGAGGCUCAGGCAGACUCUGGUGCUGCAGAGCCACUUAGAGACAGAGAGUUCCAGAAGCUUCUGAAGUCCUCCAGCUCCGCCAGUCUCACCACUGAGGCAUCCCACAAUGCCUCAGGAGAGUACGUUGGCACCCCAUCACAUCAUGGCAGCCAGGUGCUGAUCACCGAGAAACGACAGCCUCUCAGCAGUGUGUCCUCUCUGGAGGUACACUUUGACCUCCUGGACUUGACGGAGCUCACAGACAUGUCUGACCAGGAGCUGGGGGAGGUGUUUGCUGAUUCAGAUGAGGAGAAUCAAACAGAAUCCCCAGCAAUUCACCCCUCAGAUCGGCAGCAGCCACCAUUACCUAGAUUUCCACACGGUGGUUACGUCCGCUCACCAUCCUGGACCCGUGGUGGAAAAGCGGAACAGCAGUCAAGAGAUCGAAAGCAUCACAGUGACUCCGAAAACACAGAGCCAAUGCUGAAGAUAGAGCGCUCCCAAUCCCAACAGCCUUGAGCCAGGGGAAGCUACAGGGGCUUAGGAAGAAAACAAAGCCCUUGUGCUGAAAGUGGAGCUUCCUUCACAAGAAAGAAGUUUAGGAACUCCUGGGAUCAAAGGACAUAUUCAUUCCACCUAAAGAUAAUGCAAUCCCUUUGUCCAUUAUGGACAAGAAGAGAGCUCCAAUAAGCUAGAGUAAGUGUAGACUCUUCCUCAAGAUGCAACAGACUUCAUACAACUAGGAUUUUGGGACUCCUCUUUUGGACCGAGUUACUUUCAGUCUUCUCCAUGUGGCUACUGCUUAUGGAGAACUUGCAGCAUGAUGUAGCAUAAUGGACAACACUGGCUCAAGCAAUGUGAAUCUAAGGAGCAACUGAGGAAUACCACAGUGAUUUGAAUUUGAACAGUGCAAUGUGUCGAAGCAGCAACUGUGAUAAGACAUUUCCAGAGAAUCUACAGCAUAGUUAAAGACAUGUCAAUGCAGCGUAAAGAGAGAAGUUGCAAGAAUUCCCAAAAAAUGUGUCCUUUGAGGAGAUUCUACAUGAAAGUAUCGAUACCUAGACACAAAGUCAAAUGUCUUGUAAAAAAAAUUCAUGCCUAAGGCCUGAAACAUACCCUACGCAAGUUCAUGAAUGCAGACAUUUUGAUUGAUUUGAUAUAUCUUUGUGUUUCAGAAUUUGUCAGAACGGAAUUGAUAUUGCAGCAUAUUCUCAUCAUUGCCAACAAGAGGGUGUUUCUGCUAGAAUUAACAUAAGCCAGUGAAGUCCAAUCCUGAUAUGAAAGGUCACCUUCCAGUGGGCUUUAUCUUCAACCUGACCUAACACAUUGGCUAGGACUGGAUAGCCCUUUAUCCCUUUAGGCAGUGUUUCCCAACCCUGUUCCUGGAGGCACACUGACAGUACACAUAUUCAAACUCUUCCUAAAUACAAUACACCAGAUUAAAUCAGCUCAAUAGGAGACACUGCAAGACCUGAAG